AUGAACGGUCUAGAAGUAGCAGGUGUCGUUCUUGGCGCUUUUCCACUGCUCAUAAGCGGCAUCGAGCAUUGGCGCGAUGUUGCGAAAGUCGGCGGCUUUUAUUGGUGGAUACGGAAAGAACACACCAGAUGUCAGCGCGACUGCCAGUUUCACGAGAUUUUAUACAAGAAUAACCUCCGAGAACUUCUGUUACCACUCAUCCCACAUGCGAAUCAAGUUGCGGAGCUCAUUGCAGAUCCAGGCGGCCAAAGAUGGGGUGACAUGGCACUGCAGGAACGACUAGAAGGCAGGCUACAUGAGUCGUAUCAAUUGUACCAGAGUAUUAUCGCUGAGAUGAACGAGAUCACCGAAGACCUGAAGAAAGAGUUAUGUCUUGAUAAAGAGAUUGUGCAGAACAGGCUCCUGCCGCCGGAUGCGAAACGACAGAACUCCAACCAAUCGCCAAACCCUCAGGCAUCUGCGCGGCUUUGGAAGCUUUCCGUUGCCAAGGGCAGGUUGGACUAUGAGUGGUUUCGAACAAGGUUCAGCCUCGGGGAAAAGAACAGAAAUGACCUCUUCAAUCGACUCAAAGAAUGCAACGAGCGUCUAGAGAAGCUCUUGAGCUCUAACGACAGAGUCUCUGCACUCCAAAAUGCCGCACCUGGGUACACCAAGCAGACUUGCGUGCUGGAGUCAGCAUUCAAGAUGGUUUCUAAGAAAUCAGAUCUGCUGUUCAAGGCGCUGCAAAACGCCUGGCAGUGUUCGUGUCAGCAGUACCACUUCGCGAACUUACGAUUGGAGCAUCGGACACUCACAGAAAUAUGCUUUGAAAUCGUCCUCAUAUUCGCCGCUCCCUUGGAAUACGAGAGUAAGCCAUGGUGCUGGAGAGAGAUUCGCUGCGGGCAUAUGCUAGGUUGUGCUUCCUCUCAAAAAGUCAUGAAUGCUGCGACAUCCUCGCCGCUUCAUGGCCAGCCACCAACCUUACCAAUACCAGCAGCUGUUCCUUCACUGCGAACUGCGACACGGAAGAGAGUGGGUUUCGUUGCAUCUGCGCCCACUGUACCGAACAUCAAAGUAGACCCGGCCAUUGAUCACGACAUCCAUUUAUGUCAGCGCUUAGGCGGUGAAGACCGCGGAGAAUGCAUGGGCAUCAUCGGUCAUGAAGAUGAGAUCUUCCAUCUUCAUCCAAUCAUCCCAGAAGCGCAUAUGGCCGGAACCGCUCCCAUCACCCUUGAUCGCAUCCUCUCCCACGACUUUGAAGGCCAGCUUUCGCGGCGCCAACGCUACGCAAUUGCGCUUCUUGUUGCUUCAUCGGUGGGACAACUCCAAUCUACGCCCUGGCUACGGGCUAGUCUCUGCAAAGAGGACAUCGUUUUCUUCCCACCCAACGACGAUAACCUCAUGACCCCGUACAGCAAGCCUUUCAUCCGCCAAGGAUUCUCGCACAGUCAGACGGAACUUCACCCCACUGACUUCCUCACGAACGACUGCAAUUUUUACUCCCUCGGUAUACUUUUGCUAGAACUCUGCUUUGGAUGUCGGUUAGAAGACUAUCAUCUACGCAAGACGCGCCCAGCAACCACCGAUGCCGCAGCCAAACAGGCCUUCGACGUGUUAGCUGCGCUAAAGUGGUCCGACAGUGUGAGCGACGAGGGUGGAGACGAUUAUGCGAAAGCUGUGAAGUGGUGCUUCAUGGGCGUAACAGACAGGGAGAAAAAUUGGAGAGGCGAGAUUAUUAGGAACGUGGUACAACCGUUGGAGACAUGUAUGAAGCAUUUCCAGAAUGUCGCUAGCUACGGAUUAGGAGGUGGAGUUUAUCGCGAAAUCGUUUAG
Didymosphaeria variabile is the source of this 1812-nucleotide messenger RNA. RefSeq lists its product as uncharacterized. Lineage: Eukaryota; Fungi; Ascomycota; Dothideomycetes; Pleosporales; Didymosphaeriaceae. The transcript has a single exon. The record is from RefSeq and is a predicted model, not a curated record. Bases 1 to 1812 code for a protein of 603 amino acids.